AUGCCUCCGAUUUCGGAGAACAAUCCUCAGGAUGUGACGGAAGCUUUCAAGAUUCCCACGAUCGGCAUCAUCUAUCCGCCGCCCGAGCUCCGAAACAUAGUUGACAAAACAGCGGGCUUCGUCGCUCGCAAUGGACCCGACUUCGAGGCGAGGAUCCGUCAGAACGAGAUCAACAAUGCCAAGUUCAACUUUCUUAAUCCCGGUGAUCCCUACCAUGCCUACUAUCAGCACAAAGUCAAGGAACUCAAGGAAGGAAAAGGUCAAGAAGAAGUGCAGGCGGUACCGGCACCACCGUCCAAUCAAGUUGUCGCCCAAGUUAAACCGGUGCCGGUUCCUCAACAGAAGCCGGAGAUCGUGCGCAUGAUCGAGCCGAAAAUCGUCCCAAAAGACCCUCCGAAAGAGUUCGAGUUCAUCGUCGAUCCCCCUUCGAUUUCCGGCAUCGAGCUGGACAUCGUAAAGCUAACAGCGCAAUUCGUCGCGCGAAACGGCAAGAAUUUUCAAACGAAUCUAAUGAAUCGUGAGCAGAGGAAUUUCCAAUUCGAUUUCCUUCGGCCGCAGCAUUCGUUGUUCCCCUACUUUCGCAAAUUAGUCGAACAGUACACGAAGAUCCUCAUACCGGACGAUGGUUUCGAGAAGGAGCUCAGCGAACAAAUCUUGAACCCUGAGAAAAUACUAGAUGACGUACGAUACCGAGUCGAGUGGAUCAGACUACAGGAGUCCGAGAAACGGAAACGUGAAGAAGACGAAGAGAGGGAACGCGUUCAGUACGCUCAGAUCGAUUGGCACGACUUCACCAUCGUCGAGACCGUGGACUAUUUGCCGAGUGAACAAGGGAACUUCCCGCCUCCCACCACACCGCAAGAGGUCGGGACGCGAGCUCUGAUGCAACAGCGACUCGAGAGCGAGGAGAUCGACGUCGAGAUGGAAGUCGAGGACUCUGACGAGGAAAUAGAAAUAUCGAAGAAAACUCCUUCGAUGCCAGUGACAGCUUCGCCGCACAAAGUACCACCCCAAGAAAUGUUGCCCCCACCACCGGUGCCUCCCGUGCCGGAGAAAGUCGUCGUCAAGAAUUUCAACCCGUCCCAGCAGAAGCGAGCCCUUCCAGCGGCCGCUCAGCAGAAAUUCCUCAUUUCGCCAAUCACUGGAGAACGCGUGCCGGCCGACAAGAUGGAAGAACACAUGCGUAUUGGAUUGCUUGAUCCUCGUUGGGUCGAGCAGCGAGACAAACAGAUCCAGGAGAAGAUGACUCAGGAGGAAGUCUUCGCCCAAGGCUCCUCGAUCGAGAGCUCAUUGAAACAUUUCGCUGAACGUCGUACGGAUAUCUUCGGUCAGGAAGAGACCGCCAUCGGUAUGCGGGUGGGUGAAGAAGAAGAAGAAAAGCCGCCCGAGAGACCUAUCUGGGACGGACACUCGGCCACGGCGGAAUCCGUCGCGAGGCAGGCCAGAGCCAACAUCACCGUCGUGCAACAGAUCCAACAGAUCCACAAGACCAAGGGUCUGGUGGCUGACGACGAUAAGGAGAAGAUCGGUCCGGCCAAACCGGGCACGAGUAGAGCCCAGCCGGCUCAACCUCCUCCGUCGAUUCCUCCUCCUGUCGCUCGACAGAAUCUGCCACAAGGACUCCAUCAAACCGGCCCGCCGGGAAUUCAUCAGACCGGACCCCCCGGAAUACAUCAGGCGCCGCCACCUGGAAUACAGCAGGGGCCUCCGGGUCUAAGCCAAGCGCCUCCUCCGGGUAUUUCAGCCGCAAUUCAUCAAGCGCCCCCGCCCGGAGUUCACCCGCCACCCCCUCCUCAGGUCAUGGUGCCUCGACCUCCUAUCAUGGCACCUCUGAUCAUGGCGCCGAAUCCCUCGAUCAUGAUGAUCCCGCAGCCGCCGUCCUUUGUGCCCGUGAUGUCGGUCCCGUCGGCGAUUCCGCCUCCUCCACAGCCUAUGCAAGACGAGAUUCCGCCGGGCGAGGAACCAACAACCAAAAAGGCGAAGACCGAAGAUCAGCUGAUUCCCGAAGAAGACUUCCUGAGAACUCAGCCCGAUGUGAUCGCGGUCAGAAUAGCUGUGCCGCACAUGGCGGACAAACCAGAAUGGCGUCUGAACGGACAGAUCGCAUCGGUGAAUGUCCCUCUCAAGGAGACGUUCGGUGCGCUGAAAUCGAGGAUACAAGAAAUCACGGGUAUGCCACCUGGGAAACAGAAGCUCGUCUACGAUGGAAUUUUCGUGAAAGACAACAAUUCAUUGGCGUUCUAUAAUGUCAUCACGAAUGGUAUCGUUCAACUUCAGUUGAAAGAGAGAGGAGGACGCAAGAAGUAA
Galendromus occidentalis (western predatory mite) is the source of this 2307-nucleotide messenger RNA. RefSeq names its product splicing factor 3a subunit 1 (gene Sf3a1). Gene Ontology annotation, cellular component: U2 snRNP; U2-type prespliceosome; catalytic step 2 spliceosome. Lineage: Eukaryota; Metazoa; Arthropoda; Arachnida; Mesostigmata; Phytoseiidae. The record is from RefSeq and is a predicted model, not a curated record. Gene Ontology annotation, molecular function: RNA binding; protein binding. Gene Ontology annotation, biological process: regulation of alternative mRNA splicing, via spliceosome; mRNA cis splicing, via spliceosome. The coding region runs from base 1 to 2307 and encodes 768 amino acids. The transcript has a single exon.